Messenger RNA from Patella vulgata (common limpet), 6435 nucleotides. RefSeq names its product pneumococcal serine-rich repeat protein. The transcript has 6 exons. Bases 329 to 5602 code for a protein of 1757 amino acids. NCBI's taxonomy places the organism in Eukaryota, Metazoa, Mollusca, Gastropoda, Patellidae. The record is from RefSeq and is a predicted model, not a curated record.
UAUUGUGCGAAAUCUACAUUUUAAAAGACGAGCCCUGUUAGAUUUCUAACCAUAAACGGAAUAACCAGCAUACAGGUCACCGAACAACCGAUUCAACUUUGAACUGAGAACUACAAUCAUUGACCAUCACGUACACCGUUUGUUUUGUGCAUAAACCAGAUCACACCCCCUUGAAAACAAGGCGCGCCUGAAGCAUAUUUUGAUAGACGCGCACCCAGGCGGACACAAUAUUCUCAUUGACAAUAAAGUAGCCAAGAGAGACGAAGGUGUUCAAGUAUUUCGGACGGAUUUUACGUAUUUCUGGAAAAUAUAAAAACAAAAGUUAAACAUGUCAAGUAGUUGGAGAACCCGUUUUCACGAUAAGUGGCCACAUCUUACCACACUGUAUUCAUCGGGCUCGUCAUCACGUCUCAACGAUGAAAGCCAGUUUCCCGAUCCUAUGGUGGCCCACGAUAAUGUCAUUCAUACGGAUAAAAUGUACGGUGCCUACAAAUUCUUUUAUCAACCAGAAGACGGUGGUCGACCCUACCCCAUCUCACCGUAUGGUAAAGACAGCGAGAGCGAGACGAGGAGCUCCGAAGAGGAGAAAUAUAAGAAGAGAGCGACCUGCCGAGUAUUUCUCUUUGUCUUUCUGAUAUUAACACUUAUUGGCGUGGCAAUAGCUGCUAUUGUAUUGGCUGUUAUAUUAACAAAGAACAAAUCUUCAGGUGAAACAGCAAAUUUCAGAAGCAGUUUAAGAAUUAUAGAUAGGAACUUGACGAGUGAAUUGCUUGAUAAAACAAGUCCAGAAUUUACAGCUUUUGAGAAAGAGUUUUGUACUCAGAUCAAGGACCAGUAUGCUAACUCAGGAUCACCACUGGCUGGGCAGCAGCUUGAGUGUUUCAUUAUCAGCCUCAAGAAUGGAAGUAUCAUAGUGGUUUAUGAAAUUAGAGUUCCAGCCAAUGCCGUUACUGAUAAAAAUGAACUCACGGUUAAGAUGGAGAUCCAUUUAUCUAACAGUGUUGUGGAAGGAAAACUUGGAUCAUUGACAAUAGAUACAACCCUGGAAUGUACCGUAAAGGAUGAGUCCGCUGACGUGGAUACCCAAUUUUGUGUUGCAAAGACAACAACCCCACCUACUACCCAAGAAACAACCCCAUCAUCACCGGUCGUGGAAGCACCAUCAUCUACAACCCCGACAUCAACAGCUCAAGAAAGCAUGUCUUCACCAAUGGCACCUACGUCAUCAGUGGUACAAGGGACCGCAUCUGCAUCAAUCACUCCUUCAAUAUCUGAGGUGUCAAUGGCAUCGUCAUCCACUAUAGCCUCUUCUUCUGUAGUACAACCGGUGUCGUCAUUAGGAGUACAAGGAUCGGUAUCAUCAUCAAUGAUACCGUCGUCAUCUCCUAUGCAAAUACCAUCGUCAUCAAUGGUAACUUCUUCUGGAACCCUGUCGUCUUUAAUGGCAUCCGUGUCGUCAGGAGUACAGGCAACCGCAUCACUACCAAUCACAUCGUCCUCCUCCCGAAUGCAAAUGGCCUCGUCAUCAAUGGCAGCUUCUCCUAGUGUAGCACAAGCAACCAUGUCGUCUUCAGUAGCAUCAAUCACGCCGUCAUCCUCUCAGAUACAAAUGGCCUCGUCAUCAAUAACAGCUUCUUCUAGUGUAUCACCAGAAAGCACGGCGUCUUCUAUGACACCCUUGGGAUCAGGAUCACAAGCCACCACAUCAGCAUCGAUGACACCGUCAUCAUCCCCAAUGCAAAUGGUUUCGCCAUCAAUGACAGAUUCUUCUAGUGUAGCACAACAGACCAUGACUCCAAUGGCAUCAGAAUCAAUGACACCGUCAUCGUCUCCAAUACAAAUGGUUUCCUCAUCAAUGGCAGAUUCGUCUAGUUUAGCACAACAGACCAUGUCGUCUUCAAUGGCAUCUAUGUCGUCAGGAUUACAACUAACCGGAUCAGCAUCAAUCACACCGUCCUUCUCUCCAAGCCAAAUGGCCUCGUCAUCAACGGCAGAUUCUUCUAGUGUAGCACAACAGACCAUGUCGUCUCCAAUGGCUUCCGCAUCAAUGGCGCCGUCAUCCUCUCCAAUGCAAAUGGCCUCGUCACCACUGGCAGAUUCCUCUGGUGUAGCACAACAGACCAUGUCGUCUUCAAUGGCACCCAUGUCGUCAGGAUUACAGCCAACCGGAUCAGCAUCAAUGACACCGACCUCCUCUCCAAGUCAAAUGGCCUCGUCGUCAACGGCAGCUUCUUCUAGUGCAGCACAAGCAACCAUGUCGUCUUCAAUGGCACCAAUCGCACCGUCAUCCUCUCAGAUGCAAAUGGCCUUGUCAUCGAUAACAGCUUCUUCUAGUGUAUCAUUAGAAAGCACGACGUCUUCAAUGACAUCCUUGUCGACAGGAUUACAAGCUACCACACCAGGAUUAAUUUCACCGUCAUCGUCUCCAAUACAAAUGGUUUCGUCAUCAAUGGAAGAUCCGUCUAGUGUAGCACAACAGACCAUGUCGUCUCCAAUGGCUUCCGCAUCAAUGACACCUUCACCCUCUUCAAUGCAAAUGGUUUCGUCAUUAAUGGCAGAUUCUUCUAGUGUAGCACAACAGACCAUGUCGUCGUCAAUGACAUCAGCAUCAAUGACAUCGUCAUCGUCUCCAAUGCAAACGGUUUCCUCAUCAAUGGCAGAUUCGUCUAGUUUAGCCCAACAGACCAUGUCGUCUUCAAUGGUAUCAACCGGAUCAGCGUCAAUCACACCGUCCUUUUCUCCAAGCCAAAUGGCAUCGUCAUCAACGGCAACUUCUUUUAGUGUAGCACAAGCAACCAUGUCGUCUUCAACAGCAUUAAUCACGCCCUCAUCCUCUCAGAUGCAAAUGGUUUCUUCAUCAGUAGCAGAUUCUUCUAGUCAAGCACAACAGACCAUGUCGUCUUCAAUGGCUUCCGCAUCAAUGACGCCGUCAUCCUCUUCAAUGCAAAUGGCCUCGUCACCACUGGCAGAUUCUUCUAGUGUAGCACAACAGACCAUGUCGUCGUCAAUGACAUCAGCAUCAAUGACAUCGUCAUCGUCUCCAAUACAAAUGGUUUCCUCAUCAAUGGCAGAUUCGUCUAGUUUAGCACAACAGACCAUGUCGUCUUCAAUGGCAUCUAUGUCGUCAGGAUUACAACUAACCGGAUCAGCAUCAAUCACACCGUCCUUCUCUCCAAGCCAAAUGGCCUCGUCAUCAACGGCAGAUUCUUCUAGUGUAGCACAACAGACCAUGUCGUCUCCAGUGGCUUCCGCAUCAAUGGCGCCGUCAUCCUCUCCAAUGCAAAUGGCCUCGUCACCACUGGCAGAUUCCACUGGUGUAGCACAACAGACCAUGUCGUCUUCAAUGGCACCCAUGUCGUCAGGAUUACAGCCAACCGGAUCAGCAUCAAUGACACCGACCUCCUCUCCAAGUCAAAUGGCCUCGUCGUCAACGGCAGCUUCUUCUAGUGUAGCACAAGCAACCAUGUCGUCUUCAAUGGCACCAAUCGCACCGUCAUCCUCUCAGAUGCAAAUGGCCUCGUCAUCGAUAACAGCUUCUUCUAGUGUAUCAUUAGAAAGCACGACGUCUUCAAUGACAUCCUUGUCGACAGGAUUACAAGCUACCACACCAGGAUUAAUUUCACCGUCAUCGUCUCCAAUACAAAUGGUUUCGUCAUCAAUGGAAGAUCCGUCUAGUGUAGCACAACAGACCAUGUCGUCUCCAAUGGCUUCCGCAUCAAUGACACCUUCACCCUCUUCAAUGCAUAUGGUUUCGUCAUUAAUGGCAGAUUCUUCUAGUGUAGCACAACAGACCAUGUCGUCGUCAAUGACAUCAGCAUCAAUGACAUCGUCAUCGUCUCCAAUGCAAACGGUUUCCUCAUCAAUGGCAGAUUCGUCUAGUUUAGCCCAACAGACCAUGUCGUCUUCAAUGAUGCCCAUGUCGUCAGGAUUACAAGCAACCGGAUCAGCAUCAAUCACACCGUCUUCCUCUCUAAUGGCUUCAGGGUCAAUGACGCCGUCAUCCUCUCCAAUGCAAAUGGCAGAUUCUUCUAGUGUAGCACAACAGACCAUGUCGUCGUCAAUGACAUCAGCAUCAAUGACAUCGUCAUCGUCUCCAAUGCAAACGGUUUCCUCAUCAAUGGCAGAUUCGUCUAGUUUAGCCCAACAGACCAUGUCGUCUUCAAUGGUAUCAACCGGAUCAGCGUCAAUCACACCGUCCUUUUCUCCAAGCCAAAUGGCAUCGUCAUCAACGGCAACUUCUUUUAGUGUAGCACAAGCAACCAUGUCGUCUUCAACAGCAUUAAUCACGCCCUCAUCCUCUCAGAUGCAAAUGGUUUCUUCAUCAGUAGCAGAUUCUUCUAGUCAAGCACAACAGACCAUGUCGUCUCCAAUGGCUUCCGCAUCAAUGACGCCGUCAUCCUCUUCAAUGCAAAUGGCCUCGUCACCACUGGCAGAUUCUUCUAGUGUAGCACAACAGACCAUGUCGUCGUCAAUGGCAUUCAUGUCGUCAGAAUUACAAGCAACUAUCACACCGUCAUCACCUCAAAUGCAAAUGGUUUCGUCAUCAAUGGCAGAUUUUUCUAGUGUAGCACAAGUUACCACGUCGUCUUCAAUGGCAGCAGCAUCCAUGCCAUCGUCAUCCUCCCCACUGCAAAUGGUUUCCUCAUCAAUGUCAGAUUCGUUCAGUGUAGCACAACAGACCACGUCGUCUUCAAUGACGCCCAUGUCGUCAGGAUUACAAGCAACCGGAUCAGCAUCAAUCACACCGUCUUCCUCUCUAAUGGCUUCAGGGUCAAUGACGCCGUCAUCCUCUCCAAUGCAAAUGGCAAAUUCUUCUAGUGUAGCACAACAGACCAUGUCGUCGUCAUUGACAUCAGCAUCAAUGACAUCGUCAUCCUCUCCAAUGCAAACGGUUUCCUCAUCAAUGGCAGAUUCGUUCAGUGUAGCACAACAGACCAUGUCGUCUUCAAUGACGCCCAUGUCGUCAGGAUUACAAGCAACCGGAUCAGCAUCAAUCACACCGUCUUCCUCUCUAAUGGCUUCAGGGUCAAUGACGCCGUCAUCCUCUCCAAUGCAAAUGGCAGAUUCUUCUAGUGUAGCACAACAGACCAUGUCGUCGUCAUUGACAUCAGCAUCAAUGACAUCGUCAUCCUCUCCAAUGCAAACGGUUUCCUCAUCAAUGGCAGAUUCGUUCAGUGUAGCACAACAGACCAUGUCGUCUUCAAUGACGCCCAUGUCGUCAGGAUUACAAGCAACCGGGUCAGCAUCAAUCACACCGUCUUCCUCUCUAAUGGCUUCAGGGUCAAUGACGCCGUCAUCCUCUCCAAUGCAAAUGGUUUCGUCAUCAAUGGCAGAUUCUUCUAGUGUAGCACACCAUACCAUGUCGUCUUCAGUGGCAGAUAUGUCGGCAGGAUCACAAGCUACCACAUCACCACCAGUAACACCGUCAUCAUCUCUAAUGCAAACAUUUUCGUCAUCAAUGCCCGCUUCCUCUGGUGUUGUACAAGGAAGCAUGUCUUCAUCAGAAGCACAAGCAGAUACAUCUGCAUCAAUCACACCUUCCUUCUCUCAGACGCAAACGGCCUCGUCAGUAAUGGCAUCUUCAAUGUCUACGACACCAUAGAAACAAUUUCUUCUUCUGUGACUUCAGCGGAAUCUAUGUCCUCAACUGUAUAACUAUGAACAUUUUGGGUAUUAUAGUGUAUGUUUGGUCUAGAAAGUAAUCGAACAGAAAGUGCAAUCAUCUUUGUGUGUGUGAUAUCUCUUCCUUUCUUUGUAAGUAAAUUGGACCUAUUUCAGUGCGGAAGUUUUAGCGGUAAAGUUCUUUGUAUGUUUGAGUGUACGAAUCUUUCUAUUUUUCCUUGUACAACCCCAAGGGUUUUACGGGUUGGGUAAAAUAUGGUACCAUCGAUUUAAAGGGCAAUUAAACUCAAAAUCCGUAAAUACAAAAAAUGACCAUUGUUUAAUAUGUGUACGCCGACAGGGGAACAAACCUAAGCGUCUGGCGUUUCGAAAAAGAGAAAAGAGGCUCUGCCUCGUGCUUGACACUCUCCACUACUAUGAUAACACAUAGAAACAUGUGUUUCGUUGCCGAAUUAUUGUUUUAUCGUUUGUCAAAAUAACUAUUAUGUCACGAAUGUCUCUUCCUCAAGGUAGAGAAGAGAACAUUAUAAUUUUGAAUGACAAAAAUUGCAUAUUAUUUUUUAUCAGUGUAGAUAUGUACAGCGUGUAUAAUUUUUAAUGUAUAUUAAUUAUUUCUUAUGUUAUUAUUGCUGUUUGCUGGUUCAAACAUUUUACAAUUUAAGUGUAAAUAUAAAGACAAAGAUAUUAUUAUACGUAUUACAAAAUGUUAAAUACUUUUUAUACACAUUUUUAAAUAUUAAACGAAUUAUGUAUAUAUGUAUAAAUAGAAAAAAAAUAUUUUAAAUUUACCAAUAAACAAAAUUAAACAUUUUU